Messenger RNA from Symbiodinium natans, 726 nucleotides. The record is from the annotation of a GenBank genome assembly. NCBI's taxonomy places the organism in Eukaryota, Dinophyceae, Suessiales, Symbiodiniaceae.
AUGCUCAUCUCGGACUUUGGCCGCCAAGGCAUCGACCGCUGUGAUGAAGCCUUGGGCGGCCCUGGUGGGCAGAGCAACUGGCAGCAAGUCGGCGCCGGCCGCGGUAGCUACGAAGUGGUUGAGACCUUGGUCUACGUUGGCGAGGGCAAGGGCAACUACAACAAGGACGAAGUGGAGCAGGUGCAGCGGCCGCGGGCGGUCAUCAGUUGGCAGCGCAGGCUCUACAUGGGCAUCCUCUGCAGCUUCCUGGCUGCGGGCUUCGUCUCGCUAGUCCUGGUCUACGCUGACAGCCUGUCUUGGGGCAUCUCAGUAGUGGACUGGGAGAAUUGCCUCAAUGGACGGAGGACUGUUUGGGAAGACCCCUUCAAGCCUGGCCGUGAUGGCUCACAAGGCUUGGCACAGGUGAUCGAGUACAACUCUCCCCUGAGUCUGGUUGUGCUUUGCCUUGGAACAAACGACUUCCAAUGUACUCACGACCAUCGUGCCUGGCUCUCUGCCCAAGGCACAGCAAAGCUGGUGCAGAUCAUUCGCCAGGCGCCCAUCGAGCCGGGAAUGCCAGUGCCAGAGAUCCUGGUCGUUGCCCCGCCAAAGAUCCGGGAGCCUCAGGGGCCGAUCCGCCACAAGUUUCAUGGGGCGGAACACAGAGACCAUGGCUUGGCCGGCGAGCUUGAGAAGGUGGCCAGCGAGCAGUCCGUGCACUUCUUUGAUGCGGAGACCGUUACUUAG